Messenger RNA from Gloeophyllum trabeum ATCC 11539, 390 nucleotides. RefSeq lists its product as uncharacterized. The coding region runs from base 1 to 390 and encodes 129 amino acids. The record is from RefSeq and is a predicted model, not a curated record. Gene Ontology annotation, molecular function: protein binding; histone methyltransferase activity. NCBI's taxonomy places the organism in Eukaryota, Fungi, Basidiomycota, Agaricomycetes, Gloeophyllales, Gloeophyllaceae. Gene Ontology annotation, biological process: chromatin remodeling. The transcript is spliced from 5 exons.
AUGUUAUGGGCAGAGUACAACGGUGAUAUUCUCUGGCAGACGCACGCGCAUCACAGAGUACAAAUCCAGAACUACCGCCACCUGAAUUACUGGUUCACGUUGAACGAGACGGUGGACCGCUCCGUGAAGCACAUCGUCGACGCCAUGCGUGCUGGUAAUCCUACGAUGUAUAUCAACCAUGCGCUGGGGAUGGCGCAGAACGUCGUUUCCAAAGUCAUCGACGUCAAUUCGGAACACAGGAUAGGAUUAUUUGCAGCGAAGAAGAUUCCGGUUGGGAAGGAGCUCUUGCUUGACUACGGACCUAACUACUUCCGACUGGAUGACGAUGAUAGUGCAGACAACAUUCCCGAAGAUCCAGGCAAUUUGUCGAGCCCACCGUCACAUAAGUAG